This is a messenger RNA of Corvus hawaiiensis (hawaiian crow), 1949 nucleotides long. Its product is annotated as carboxypeptidase A1-like. The record is from RefSeq and is a predicted model, not a curated record. Lineage: Eukaryota; Metazoa; Chordata; Aves; Passeriformes; Corvidae. Bases 568 to 1890 code for a protein of 440 amino acids. The transcript has 11 exons. Gene Ontology annotation, molecular function: metallocarboxypeptidase activity; zinc ion binding. Gene Ontology annotation, biological process: proteolysis.
UGGAGCCAACAGCCAAUAUGGGAGGAGAUGGGGGUUUUUGGGCAACCAACCCCAGAUUUGUGGGGUUUUGAGCAGGUUUGCUCCGUCAUCCCUUCCUGGGAAGCUGCAAGGAGGAACACAGGGCAGCCUCAGGGUCAUCGCUGGGUGCAAGGUGCUUCCAGGCACUUGCUGUUUAUUUUUGGCUCCUGGGACAACUGUCACCUGCUCUGACCCCUGUCCUGAGCCAAGCCUUAAAUCAGUUUCCCCACCACUGUGGUGUAGGCAUCCAUCUCAUCAAACCCCCAAGUGAAAAUCUGCAUUUUGCGCUUUCUCAACCCAAAUUGAUCCUUUCCCUCCCCUCAGCCGGCGCUGGGGGUGGUAGGAUUUUGGCACCUCCCAGUCUCACCUUGCUGGCAGCUGACUCACCAUGGCCCCAGCCGGUUCCUGGGACAGGUUUGGCCGGGACUGGCAGUGCCUGGAUGGGGACGGCGAGGCCUGACCUUGGCCGGUGGCAGCCAGAGCCUUCCCAGGGCCCUGGGAAAAGGGACAGCUGGAGGGGCCGGGCCAGGGACCACGAUCCCAAUCCCAAUGGGAUUUAAGAGGCCCCAGGGCACUGUUGGGAUGCGAGACCGGCUCUCCCAGCUGACCAUGAGGCUGCCCGUGCUCCUGGCUGCCCUGGUGGCAGUGGCCACCUGCACCGAGACCUUCGUCGGGCACCAGGUGCUGCGUGUCACCCCCAAGAGCGAUGAGGAGCUGCAGAAGGUGCAGGAGCUGCAGGCCCUGGAGCAUCUGCAGCUGGAUUUCUGGCUGGCUCCCCGCGGGCUCGGAUUUCCCAUCGACAUCCGCGUGCCCUUCCCCAGCCUGCAGCCCGUCAAAGCCCACCUGGAGGCCAGUGGAGUCUCCUAUUCCAUCCUGAUCGAGGACGUGCAGGCCCUGGUGGAUAAAGAGCAGAUGGAGAUGCUCCGGAGCAGCCGCCAGCUGCUGCUCAACACCAACACCUUCAACUACGAGGCCUACCACACCCUGGAUGAGAUCUACAAUUUCAUGGACCUGCUGGUGGCCGAGAACCCCAACCUGGUGAGCAAGCUGGAGAUCGGCCGCUCGACUGAGAACCGUCCCCUCUACGUGCUCAAGUUCAGCACAGGGGGCACAAACCGCCCGGCCGUCUGGAUCGACACCGGGAUCCACUCCCGCGAGUGGGUGACACAGGCCAGCGGCGUCUGGUUUGCCAAGAAGAUUGUCCAGGAUCACGCGAAUAAUGAAGGUGUGGCCUCCAUCCUGGAGACGAUGGACAUCUUCCUGGAGAUCGUCACCAACCCCGAUGGCUUUGCCUUCACCCAUAGCCAGAACCGCAUGUGGCGCAAGACCAGGUCCAAGCACGCGGGCUCCAUCUGUGUCGGAGUGGACCCCAACCGCAACUGGGACGCAGGUUUUGGAGAGGCCGGAGCCAGCGGAAACUCCUGCUCGGAGACGUACCACGGACCCUACCCCAACUCGGAGCCAGAGGUGAAAUCCAUCGUGGACUUUGUGAAGAGCCACGGGAACAUCAAGGCUUUCGUCUCCAUCCACAGCUAUUCCCAGCUCCUGCUCUAUCCCUACGGCUACACCGAAACCCCAGUGCCGGACCAGCAGGAACUGCACGAGGUUUCCGCCAAGGCCGUGGCAGCUCUGUCCUCCCUGUACGGCACCAAGUACAAGUACGGCAGCAUCAUCACCACCAUCUACAGAGCGAGUGGAGGAACCAUUGACUGGACCUACAACCAAGGGAUUAAAUAUUCCUUCACCUUCGAGCUGCGGGAUACGGGGCGCUACGGAUUCCUGCUUCCCGCCAAACAGAUCGUUCCCACCGCCGAGGAGACCUGGCUGGCGCUGAAGGUCAUCAUGGAGCACACCCGGGACAACAUGUACUGAGCUGGGAUCAGGGCUGGAGCAGCUGGAGAAGGGGAAGAAGGCAAUAAAUAAAUGGAAAG